Messenger RNA from Paracoccidioides lutzii Pb01, 480 nucleotides. RefSeq lists its product as hypothetical. The transcript has a single exon. The record is from RefSeq and is a predicted model, not a curated record. The coding region runs from base 1 to 480 and encodes 159 amino acids.
AUGACACAGCCAGUUUCCAAGGAGGUGGAAAAUGUCCUUGGUUAUUUGCAUGAUUGCAAUGGCGAACACGUAACCCAACUUAGUGCCGAUGUUCUGAAGGAUGCAAAUGACCGUACAAUUCGGGAACUUCGCAUCACAUUUGAAAGGCCUGUUUCGAGCUGGGACGCCGUUUUCCGGCUGGCCGCUUCUUCUCCCAGAAGCAUAUCUCGCCCAUCUAAAGAUGCGCAAACCCAUGGCGUUGGUGAUUGUUGCACACUACUAUGUGAUCCUUGGCAGACUGGAUUCUUUCUGGUGGUCACAAAGUUGGGCGGGCCAUUUGUUCGAAUCAAUUUAUCGUUCGUUGGAUGUGACGAGGAGGACUUUAUUACGAUGGCCAAUGCAAAUGAUCAGAUUAACCGAUGGACUGUCAAAUAUCUGAGCUACAAAUUACUACUAUGCCGUAAUUAUAGUCCGUGCCUGCAUUCCAUUUGUAUAGUGUAA